Molecule: messenger RNA, 3825 nt
Organism: Carcharodon carcharias (great white shark)
Lineage: Eukaryota; Metazoa; Chordata; Chondrichthyes; Lamniformes; Lamnidae
Product: sodium/potassium-transporting ATPase subunit beta-1-interacting protein 1-like
Exons: 8
Coding region: 204-869 (221 amino acids)
Biological process (GO): regulation of sodium ion transport
Source: RefSeq, a predicted model, not a curated record
AACGAGAUUGCAAGGGACCCAACCAGGUCUGUGUAGGGUCGACAAUAUCAUUCACCUUGCCCAUUGUGUGAGUGCUAAGCGAAGUAUGCUGGUCAGAAGCAGGAGUAUUGGGCGUGAGUAAGUGUGAAAUAAACCUCAGCUGUUUCAGUUGAAACCAUUUCAGGUUCAUCUUUUCCUGUUGAAACUACUCAGAGGCUGGGACCAUGGGGAGAUGCAAUGGGCGCUGCACUUUAAUCGUACUCUGCAGCUUGCAGUUGGCAGCUACUUUGGAGAGGCAGAUCUUUGAUUUCCUUGGCUAUCAAUGGGUUCCUAUCCUCGCCAACUUUUUAUACAUUAUGGCAAUCAUCCUGGGUAUCUUUGGAACCAUCCAGUACAGACCCAGAUACUUAGUUAUGUAUGCAGGAUGGCUGGUGCUGUGGGUGGCAUGGAACACAUUCAUCAUUUGCUUCUAUCUAGAAGUUGGGCAGUUGUCACGGGACAGAGACUUUGUCAUGACCUUCAACACAUCACUGCAUCGCUCCUGGUGGAUGCAGAAUGGACCAGGCUGUGUGGCGACCCAAGUGACUUCUGCUGACCAGGCUCCUGAAGACCAUCAUGUUAUCACAGUGACAGGUUGCCUGCUCGACUACCAGUACAUUGAAGUCACCAGCAGUUCCUUACAGAUCCUCCUUGCACUCUGCGGGUUUGUCUACGCUUGUUACGUCAGCAAAGUCUUUAUGGAAGAGGAAGACAGCUUUGAUUUCAUUGGAGGAUUUGAUUCCUAUGGUUAUCAGGCCCCACAGAAGACUUCUCCUUUACAGUUGCAGCCUCUGUACACAAUUCCAUCUAGGAACACAGGUCAGGGUAAACAGGGGACGUCCUGGUCUUAAUGAGGCAGGAACUGAGAACAUGAGACACAGAGACAGUCUGCACCAACUGUCAAAAGCAGACAACGUCCGGGGAUUUGUUAAUGAAUAAGAAAGCUCCAAGGAGGCACACGGAGAAAGACAGAGAGUGGAAGAGCAGAAGGAUUGUAGGGAAUCCAGACAAAAAAAGUUCAGUGGUAACCGGUUGUAAAUUUCAUAGAUACUUCACAGAACCCAGAGAUUUUGCUAUUUUAUAGAAUUAGACAGAAAGUACACUGGCACCCUCUGAUGUUCGAUGUCCAUAAUGCCUGGCUGUAUUCACAAAGCAGUUCUUCCACUGCAAGACCUUGGCAACUGCCUAAGUUAGACCAGCUUCCAUGGCAAUGAUUAGGUGCAUGGGGGAAUAUGAGUGAAGGUUGAUGUUGCAGAGUCCCAUUAGUUUCACAGCCUUUCCUAUCCUGUCAAGUAGGCAGAUUGGAUCUAGUGGUUUGAGGGGAGGUUGUCAAGUUGGAAAGAAGCAUUUGUGAUUUCAGUCUCUUUGUUGAAAGGCUUUUGUCCAUCAUGAAACCUUACAGCUGUUUGCAAAGAUCAGAGUGACUCUUCCAAUUGCAACUGGUUAACUUGCAGUGUGUAUGUAAAGAGCCACAUGACAGGAAUAGGAAGAGCUCAUCCCUGUUCUAAUGCCAUGAAGCACGAGAUUGCUGGGUUGGUCAUGUUAGUGGUUGGAGUCCUGUACUUGCUUUCCUAAAGUGUGUUGAUUGUGAGCUGCUUUUAUAUUACAUUGUUUUUAUGAAGGGGCACAUUGAUUGGGAUAGCGGAGCAUCCACCGUACGUACAAAAACUUGAGUCGAAUUGUAGACCCAGUCAGUGAACGGGGCCCCGGCCAUCACAUGGUGUUGGAACCAAUAGUCCUGGAGGAUGUUUACUUAUGUUGGUCCCAAAAGCCAUUAAUGUGGAUUAAUAUGAGUGCUGUGAGGUUGAUAGUUGUAGGGGGAUGGGGGUUCUAGGGGUAGAUAUGAGUGUUGUGUCUUCAGGCCAUAGGUUGGAUCAGAUGGAAAAGAGGCAGGAGGAGCCCUUUAUGAGGCGGUGUGAUGGACUGACCAGUGAUACCCAGCUUUAACGUGAAACAUUUUCAUCCCUGUUAAAAUUUGUAUUAAAUGAACCAUAAACAAAUCACACAAAUUUAUUUUCAUUUCAAAAAUGUGACUGUGCUCCAGGCGUUAGCUGAAAAUUCAUUUCACUGAGAGAUUGCAUAAGGACUCAUAUCUCUGCACUUUCCUCCAACUGAUAACAUAGGGUCAUGGUAAUAUAGUGGUAAUGUUACUGGACUAGUCAUCCAGAUGCCCGGACCAAUGAUCCAGAGUUCAGAUACAAGUUCAAAUCUCACCUUGUGGAAAUUAAAUAUCAGUUUAUUAAUAAAUUUGGAAUAGAAAGCUAGUCUUGGUAAUGACACUAUAUAAAAACAUAUCUGGUUAACUAAAGUGCCAUCCCAGACCCACAGCAAUGUGGUUGGCUUGAUUUUAACUGCCUCUCUGAAAUGGCCCAGAAAGCCAUAGAGUUAGAAGAUGGCCCACCACCACCUUUUCAAGGGCAAUUAGGGAUGGGCAACAAGUUCUGGGAUUGCCAGUAAAGUUCACAUCUUUCCCAUGAGAGAAAAGGAAAAAACCUUCUGCUCAUCCAAUUUUGGCCUCUUGCACAUCCCUGAUUUUUAUUGCUCCAUCACUGAUGGCCAUGCCUUCCACUGUCCAGAUCCUAAACUCUGGAAUCCCUCCCUAAGGUUCUUAUUCCUUCUCAUUUGAACUGAAUCCUUCACCAGGUAAUGCUUUCCCGAACCUCAUGAACUAAACCCCCAGGAGAGAGAGACUGUAUGGUCGCUGAUGUUUGAGGCAGGUGGACUGAGAGGCCUUGCUUACUGAGAAUGGUGGGGCGGCAAUCCUAGCCUCUUUGGGAAACUUUCCGGGAAAUGCAUGUCGACCAAGUUUUACCAUGGUGCUAGCAGCACGCCUUCUAGCACAGAUGCCGUGGCAAUGCAUGGUGUGUUACAUUGUGGUGGCAGGCAAAUUUAAGGAAGGAGAGAGUCACUGAGGACAUUAACGGACAGGGGGAGGGAUGAGUGCCAUCCUGGAGGCUUCUGCGUUGAUGAUGUCUCUUUCCUCCAUGGGGAGACUGUCUCCACCCAAUUUAGGAUAAUUUUGUCUAUCGGAGAUAUGGAGCUUCAGCUUUUACUUUCUUAUUUGUUCUUAGAUUGUAGGCAAGGCUGCAUUUAUUGUUGUCUCCUCGUGGCCCUGGGAAGGUGGUGAUAGGCCUCCCUUUUUAACCAAUUCCACUCUUUGUAUUGAAAGUACACAGACCAUGGUUUUCGGUAGGGGUUCACAGCAAUUGUCUUUGCAGCUGAUUGGUUUGCAUUAAUGCCGGGAAUUUCCCAGGGCGCUCUUGUGAUUGGCUGUUGCAUAUGCACCAGAAAAUCGGCGGAAACCCCAGAUUCACACAAAAGCCAAAGUUAUGGUGGUCAAUCAGGAGAUCCACAAGGAAAUUCCCAAUACCCAACCCACACAGGGAACAAGGUACUAUUAUGAUAAUGAAUGGAGUUGGAAAGUAUAUAGGAAGGCCCGCCCACACAUUGUCAGUGCAACUAAUUUGUGCUUUUGAUGGUGAGCAUAAGAUUUACCAUUGAUUUCAGGGGGAAGCCUGUGAAUGUUUACAAUGGUUAUUUGGUUUCUAGGUGAUAGAUUUCGAUUUUAGGGAUUUAAUAGUGGGAUGGGUGGGAGUCUUUUUUUAGCUGGCUAGAGUGAAGUUGGCAUAAAGAUGAGCCCCUGGAGAAAACCUUAUACGUGAUAUGACUGCUGAGUAACAAAAGUAGAAAAUAGCCAGUUAGAAAGGGGAGGAGCACAGAUAAUGAACCAUUCUUAAGGCUGAUCUAAUGGAGAACUUGAUAGGGUAGGCAGAGAGAAACUGUUUCCUCGGGUGGGGUUGGGGGCGG